UUACGACAACACGCUGACAUACGGUCGUUGCCGUGACGCUCCGCCAGUCUAUGGGAAACAUGUGAGAUGCGCAUUUGUGUUGCUUCCAAGACUUAUUUUUCCUUUUUUAAAGUUGGGAAUCCUUUCAACGCUUACCACAUUGAUCAUGCAUGAACGACUCCUCCCCGCCUCUCCCAAUUGGUACUGCUCUCGCUGCUGUGAUGUCAGUAGCGGUGGCUUACUGGGCUUCGGAGCCAAAAACUUCAUUUAUUUGAUUGACGUGUCUGCUGCUACUUGCAGUACUCAAGGUCUUCUUGUGGGCCACAAAGGCUUGGUGUCGGGAGUUUCCUUCUGCCAGGAUGUGACGCAGAGUCACAUCUGUGCCAGCGCCUCCGUCGAUGGCGUCAUCCUCUUCUGGGACACCAACACUCGAUCUCUCUUACGGGAGCAUGCGGCUCAUCAGAGCGCUAUCUCAGCCUUGCACUGGUCCCCGCUGGACAAGAAUCUGGUGGUGUCGGGCGAUGAGAAAGGCAUUGUGGUGUGUCACUGGUACAACACGGGAGACACAGCCAGCUUCUUCCCCGAACCUAGAAGUAUCAUCUGCCUCACCUGCUCGCCGCACAACUGGAACACCGUGGCGGUCGGAUAUAAAGACGGCAUGAUUGCGCUAAUCGACGUGAGCAAGAAGGGUGAGGUGACACGUCGGCUCCGUGGCCACGACGACGACAUCCAUUCACUGGUGUGGUCGCCGCUCGCCGACGAGGACGCCCUCCAUUUGAGAGCGGAGGCCGGCGACGCUUCAAACGGAGCGAGUGCGGGAGAGGAGAAGGGCUGCUACCUGGCGUCAGGAAGCAAAGACCAGACGGUGAGGAUCUGGAGCACGGCCACAGGAAAAGGCGUGUCCACCCUGAAGCUGCCCUUUGUGAAGAGACGAGGCUCUGCCGUCGUCGACCCCACGCUCAAAGAGAGACUCUGGCUCAACCUCCACUGGCCCAAAGGCCAACCGGCGCGCCUCGUUUCCAGUUGCUUCAGCGGCGAACUGCUGAUGUGGGACCUGACCCGGACGGGCAAGCAGAGGUGGACCCUGUUCGGCUCGUCGUCCGAGGGCCAGAACCACAGCAGGAUCGUGUUCAACACCGCCGGCUUCACGCUGCCCGACGGCCGCCAGCUGCUCGUCAGCACGUCCUUAGACAGAGAGGUGAAAUGUUGGGACCUGGCUGACCUGGACUGCCGUUGGACGCUGCCCACGCUGGGCGGCUUCGUGUACAGCUCGGCCUUCUCGCCCGUGGCUAGCGGCUGCCUGGCGCUGGGCGUGGGCGACAACAUGAUCCGCGUGUGGAACACGCUCUCCGCCCACAACCCCUACGACGCCCGUUGCUUUUGGCAGGGAAUCAAGUCCAAAGUCACAGCGCUGGCUUGGCAUCCCAAACGAGAGGGAACCUUGGCGUUUGGAACAGACGAUGGGAAAGUGGGAAUCUACGAAGUCUUCUCCAGCAAGCCGCCUCAGAUCUCCAGCUCCUACCACAAAAAGACAGUGUACUCGCUGGCCUGGGGACCGCCGCUCCCCCCGAUGUCAUUUGGCGCGGCGGCGGCGGCGGAAGGCAAGGCGUCCCACAGCCUGUACAGCUGCGCCGGCGAGGGCGUGAUCCUGCAGCACCAGCCCACCGACCUGAGCGGCGACGCCUGCGACGUCGACAAACUCAUCCGGCAGACCAACGACAUCAAGCACAAGCUUUCUCCUCACACCGACCUCAGCUGGAAGCCGGACGGCAAAGUGGUGGCGAUCGGCAACGAGGACGGGUGCAUCGACAUCUACCGGGCUCCGUCGCUAAAGCUUGUGUGCAGCAUCCAGCAGCACCACAAGGUGAUCAACGCGCUGCGAUGGCACCCCGAAGACAACGCCCCGCCGGAGCUGCACGGCCUGCUGGCUUCGGGCUCCUGCAACGCCGUCGUCUACGUGCACGACCUGCGUCGGCUCAUAGAGAAUCCUCCCGAGAACCCGUCGGUGUUGACGGAGCCGUAUCGCCGAUUGUGCGGCCACACCAACAAAAUCACCGGCCUGGCUUGGAGUCCGCACCACAACGCCAGACUGGCCAGCGCCUCCUACGACGGGACGGCCCAGGUGUGGGACGUGGAGCAGGAGGCGGCGCUCUGCAACUACCGCGGCCACGUGGGCUACCUGCUGAGCGUGCACUGGUCCCCCGUGGAUCCGGACGUCAUCUGGACGGGAGGGAAAGACUUCACCGUGCAGGAGUGGAGAGUCUCCAAGCAGGAGUUCACAAAGCCGCCCAAAGGGAAGAAAAUGGUGGACCUGAAGGAGAAAGCCAAGCAGAAGAAAAAGAGCAACAAGUCAACAGAUGCAGCGUCUCCGGAAGUCAACGGCGAGCACGUGACCAACGGACAGGGAGCCCCGGACGAAGCCGAAGAGCAUGUCGGCUCUACGGGCAGUCCCGUGCCCCCGCCAGGUUCCUCAGCACCGCAAAGGAAAUGCGCACCUGGAGCCAAGAGCAAAGACAAACAAGCGUUUGCCGACUCGACGGCUAUCAAGAGGAAGAAGGCUCGCUCCGUCCUGCCCCUGAGCACCUCCAUGGACCACCGGCCCAAAGAGGAUCUGCUGCAGGAUUGCCUGACGCUGGCCUCCAUUACGCACGACGCCGCGCCCCCCGCUGGCUGCGUCGCCGGCCAGGGCGAGCACGUCCACCUCGGUCUGUUCUCCGACAGGGCCGCCCUGCACCGGAUGUUCCGCGCCGAAGAGGAGGCUCACGUGGAGGGCGGCCACGUGGAGUCGGCCGUCUACCUGCGGCUGUGGAGCGGCGACCUGGAGGGGGCGCUGCGGCUUGCCGCCGAGAGAGGAGAGCUGAGCGACCACCUCAUCGCCGUGGCUCCUGCGGCGGGUUACGCGGUGUGGAGCGACGCCGUGCAGCGCUACGUCAAGCAGCUGUGUCUGCAGGAGCAGCACGUGAAGGCGGCCGCUUACCUGCUGGCCAUCGAUCGCGUCUACCAGGCCGUGCAGCUGCUGCACUCGCACAAGCUCCACAGGGAGGCCAUCGCUCUGGCCAAAGCGCGGCUGCCGGCUGAAGAUCCCGUCCUGAAGGAGCUCUACACCAGUUGGGCUGUCAUGUUGGAAAAAGACGGGCAUUUCUCGGCCGCCGCCAAAUGCUACAUCGCGGCGGGCGCUAGCUUCGACGCAGCCAAGGCAGUCGCCCGCAAGAACGACGUGACUUCGCUGAGGACGGCGGCGCGUUUGGCCAGCGCGGCGGGCGAGGUCACUCUGGCCGAGUCGUUAGCAUUGCGCUGCGCCAAAGAUUCGGCGGCGGCGCGGGAUUGGGUGGCCGCACAGGAGGUUCUUUCCUCCCACCGGGGCCUGCUGGUUCACAGGCUUCACCUCAGUGUGGCCGAACUGCUGUGCGCAUCCCUCGCGGACGUCCUCCCCGAGACGCGCGGCGUUGGCCACGCGUGGGCGGCCCCGGGCUCCAGCGGCAUCCUGGAACGGGCGCGCCACGUCUGGACGCAACACUUGGGCGUCUCUCCCGUGGACUCGGACGCCGGCCACCUUGGCGCUCGCGGCCACCUUGGCGCUCUGCUCGUCGAGCUUCAGAACGUAGAGAGCCCCCCGCACUCGGCCAGCCUCCCCCUCACGCAGGUGCUGCUGUGUUUGUCCCGUCACGUGGCCCGCGGCGUCCUGUCCUGGUUGCUCGAUGACAGCGGCACCUUGGCGAAGGAGCUGUGGCUGGCGGCCGCGUGGCUCCGGGAGGCCGCCGACUUCCGGGUCUCGGCCGCCCUCUUUGGAAUCCUGGCGGCCGCCUUGGAAGAGGUCGACCGUAACGUGGACCAAGAAGCCCGAGCCGCUGCCGACGGCCUGCGGGCGUGGGCCGCCUACCACCGUCUCUACCAGUUGUGGUGGCGACGCCCGGCUGACGAUGGCGACGGGCUCCAGGCCGAGGGGUCACCGGAAGAAGAAGAAAGCCAGCUAUCCGGUGAGCUGGACUUUAACGUCUCCUCGCUUCUGUCAGACGCUCACGCCGCGUGCCAGGCCGAGCGACGGGCGACGGAGGACUUGCAAAAGCGCCUGGGCCUCAUGGUGGCGCAGCACGGCCGCAACAUGAGGGCCAGCGACCAAGAGCAACCUACUGAGGCUGGAGGGCAGCCCAAAGACACUUUUCUCUCCUUGACUUCCGAGAUGGCUCAACACCAAAGGCAGCUGGCCGAAAUUCCUGACACCAUCAAGCUGUAUCCUCGUCCCGACGUAGUGGAGUGCUGCCUGGUCCUCCUCCACCUGGGCUCCCUUGUCCCGGAGUCCCCGCGGAGGGACGCCAAAGACCUGUUGCGGAAAUACGGAACACGCCCCACGCUAAGCAAGGCCUGCCGACCAUUCUUGGGCUAAAUCGUGGAGCGGCUGACCUGUGCGCUCAUUUUGUUGAAUUAAA
Messenger RNA from Syngnathus acus (greater pipefish), 4406 nucleotides. It is a transcript of the gene gemin5, whose product is annotated as gem (nuclear organelle) associated protein 5. The coding region runs from base 146 to 4363 and encodes 1405 amino acids. NCBI's taxonomy places the organism in Eukaryota, Metazoa, Chordata, Actinopteri, Syngnathiformes, Syngnathidae. Gene Ontology annotation, molecular function: protein binding. The transcript is spliced from 27 exons. The record is from RefSeq and is a predicted model, not a curated record.